AUGACCCUGUUUAUGGCGAUAUCAAUGAUGAACCAUACGCAGGCAGAGGAGUCAAUGAAGCCAAUCCUAGACUUUGCUCUCCAUUCUGGUACCACUGCGUCCCAAAAUCUGACAACCUUUGCCGGAUUUGGAGAGUUGAUGCAGAGUAUGGACACGCUGGAGACCAUGUCGCUAAACCACUAUCAAGCGGCUGCCUCCAUGUCGUCGCGUAUUGGUCCCCAUGUCAAUUUUCAGGGGACGGCUAACAAACACAGGCUCGUUGAGGUGCUCAAUGAUAUUAUGCUUACCCUUGAUCAGAAGACUAAUUCUUCACUUUCACUGCCCCCGCUACUUGUCUGCCUCACCACUCCAUUCAUGUACUCGAAGCACCUUCCGGAUAUGGAUCAAGACGGUGGCCCCGGAUCCUCUCGGUCACACUCGCGUGGCGUGAUGGAUUGUGGCAUGUCAUUUAUAAACGAGCAUGGGCAGAUGAGAAUGAACCAUCUACCGUAG
This is a messenger RNA of Penicillium verrucosum, 492 nucleotides long. RefSeq lists its product as uncharacterized. Lineage: Eukaryota; Fungi; Ascomycota; Eurotiomycetes; Eurotiales; Aspergillaceae. The transcript has a single exon. The record is from RefSeq and is a predicted model, not a curated record. Bases 1 to 492 code for a protein of 163 amino acids.